CCCAAAAAGGGUCGAAGAUCUCAAGCGUCAAUUUGAGAAACGUUUCCCUUUGUGUUUCGCUUGUAUACAUCCACUCUCGGCCUCGAACCAAACCUUUCAUUCAGCGACUUUCCUUUCAUUUAUUAAUCACUUCCACACUCUUUUAACCUGUCUUUCCUUCCCGAUUGACCCCCACUUUCGGUCACUAUGUCGACAUUACCCGUCACCUCCCUCCUACAUUCGAUACAGUACCAACGAAAGUCAAAGCACAGAACAACGUCUCUGGCCCUCUUCGGUCUUAUCGCUGUCUCAUUCUAUAUAUUUUUCGUUGCGAGACCUUCAUUGGAGCUUGCUCCUAUUGCACUCCGUUCCGACCUCAAACAUGCAGGUUCGCAUGUGCAGGAGAAAGAUUCUCCCCCGCCAUCAUCCAGACUCUUUCGUCUACCUCCAAAUACUCAAAGAAAGACCGUCAGUAAUGCCAACCGUCCUCAAGUUCAACUGGAUGAGUUGCAGGAGUUGGCCGCAGUAGCUGCUUUCGUAGUUGCACUGCCACAGAACAUGAUUCCCCGGUCAAUAGACCCAACCCAACCUAUUGACCCCCAACUCGUGCUGGACUUCGACACUCGCAGUCCGCGCGCCGCAGAUGAAGUAAACCAGAUAGUGGAAGAUGUGUGGUCUCGUUAUCCCGUUAUGCUGUUUACCAAGCUCCACCAUGCUAAUUCUAGAGAAAUAAGAAAUAUGAUUUUAAAUAUGGACUUACGGCCAUCUCCUGCGAUUUUUGAAGUCGAUCAGCGAGAGGACGCGGAUGUUUUGAUUCCUUUGAUGCACCGGCUCACAUCUUCAACCGAGCUUCCUAUUUUACUUGUUGGGGGCAAACCUGUUGGCUCGAUGACUACAGUCCGCGAGCUCAACGAAUCUGGCGAACUGCAGAAGAUGAUUGUCAAUGCUGGUGCGGUCUUUGACGGCGCGAAGAAGAAGAAAGGACACUAAAAAAAACGAUACCUUCGUAUCGGUCUUUUCUUAUCACUUCUUAACGACCUAACGACCGGCAUGACCAGCAUGCUUCCCGGCGAUCUGUAUGAUGCAAACCAAAUUUCUAUGCAUACAUGUACAUCUGACACCCGAUAAUCCCAGGUGGAUGGACCAGUUGCUAUCGGAUGUCACGCAACCUCCAACCUUGUCUUUCAUUUAAUUCUCGUGGUGUUAUAGCGGGACCAUUAGUGCUUACUUCUUGCUUUCUUCUGCAUCAUAGACUCCAUCAAUAUUCACAUCACUCCACAGCCAUAGACUUUGAUGUGAUUUCUUAUAGCUUUCUAGUACCUACCACGUAUGUAUGUGCGUAGUCACCCGACAGCUGCUCUAGUUUACAUGUACAUACGGGGCAUACUUGGGGUGCGACGUUCAACGCCAAGGCAAUCAAUUCAUUUAGUUUUUCCUUCUU
Suillus paluster is the source of this 1420-nucleotide messenger RNA. RefSeq lists its product as uncharacterized. The transcript has 3 exons. Gene Ontology annotation, cellular component: cytoplasm; fungal-type vacuole; Golgi lumen. The record is from RefSeq and is a predicted model, not a curated record. Gene Ontology annotation, biological process: cellular response to oxidative stress. Gene Ontology annotation, molecular function: glutathione disulfide oxidoreductase activity. NCBI's taxonomy places the organism in Eukaryota, Fungi, Basidiomycota, Agaricomycetes, Boletales, Suillaceae. The coding region runs from base 187 to 969 and encodes 260 amino acids.